GAUGAAAUCCGAAGGUAUUGAAAUCAAGCCAAAGCUAGGGGAGAACAGUAGAUGAGGUGCAGAUAGAAGCUCGAAAUCUGGAAACAAAUGGCUGAUAAAUUGGCCCCUGAGAAACGUCACAGCUUCACCCACAACGAUCAGAAGGUCUUCGAAUGGGACCAAACGCUUGAAGAGGUUAAUAUUUACAUCAAUCUCCCGGAAAAUGUUCCUAAGAAGCUAUUCUAUUGCAAGAUAGAGUCCAAACAUUUCGAAGUUGGGAUUAAAGGCAACCCUCCAUACCUUAAUCAUGAUCUAGCCAAUCAUGUGAAGACGGAUUGUUCAUUCUGGACUUUAGAGGAUGAUGUUAUGCAUGUAACCCUUCAGAAGAGGGAUAAAGGACAGACAUGGCCUUCUCCUAUCAGGGGUCAAGGUCAGUUGGAUCCUUAUGCCACAGACAUUGAACAGAAGCGCCUCAUGCUUCAAAGAUUCCAGGAAGAGAAUCCGGGAUUUGAUUUUUCGCAAGCACAAUUUAGUGGCAAUUGCCCCGAUCCCAAUACCUUCAUGGGUGGGAUCCGAUCAGCUUGAUGAUGCAAUUAAUUGUGACCAAUAUUGUCCAACAAAAUGUUGGUUUGCAGUUUACUCUGUUGUCAAGCCAAAACAUGAUUUUCAGUUGUGUUAUCAUGUGUUAGUUCAUGGAAAUGGAAUUGAUUCAACUAAACCCAGUUCAUGUUAUUAACUACUCCCAUUUUCAGUUGUAUUUAACUUAAUUAUGUCUUGUGAUGAAUAUUUUUAGUAAAUAGUAGGCACUUGUUACCACUGGAUGAAAGUCAUUACCAUUUACCACUAACAGCUUGAGGUGGGCAUAUCAAUUUAGAGCCCG
Molecule: messenger RNA, 859 nt
Organism: Cuscuta epithymum
Lineage: Eukaryota; Viridiplantae; Streptophyta; Magnoliopsida; Solanales; Convolvulaceae
Source: the annotation of a GenBank genome assembly